This is a messenger RNA of Puccinia graminis f. sp. tritici CRL 75-36-700-3, 341 nucleotides long. RefSeq lists its product as uncharacterized. The transcript is spliced from 3 exons. Bases 6 to 341 code for a protein of 111 amino acids. The record is from RefSeq and is a predicted model, not a curated record. Lineage: Eukaryota; Fungi; Basidiomycota; Pucciniomycetes; Pucciniales; Pucciniaceae.
UCAAGAUGAACUUAUCCAACUUCUUCAACUCUUUGUUAGUGGUUCUCCUUAUUCAGGGCGAAGCUUUACAUGUCCAAUCCUUCGAUUGCAAAAAGGAAAUCAAUUUUUCAGGCUUCGAUCAGGCUUACUGUGCAACCUCUGCCAAGGGAAAACCGCCCAAAGGACAUCCGCAUGAUCCUCCUUUCGGAGCUGAUGGAUAUAACAUCGCAAAACCAAUAGUGGGCAAUGAUGGGGAUAACAGAUGCCCAUCAGGCCAUCCAACGUGCUGCAGUUCGGAUAUCCAAGCCAACACCUUUGUCCCACUAGCUACUUACGCAAACAAUUGUAAUCCUCAGUUCUAG